AUGGGUAAACACGAAGUAGGAACACCAAAAUACAUUGCUAAUAAAAUUAAGGCAAAAGGUUUACAAAAGUUAAGAUGGUAUUGUCAGAUGUGUCAAAAACAGUGCAGAGACGAAAAUGGAUUCAAGUGUCAUACAAUGUCAGAAUCUCAUCAUAGACAAUUACUGCUGUUUGCUGAUAAUGCGUCUCGCUAUAUGGAUCAGUUUUCAAGGGAGUUUUCCCAGGGAUAUUUAAAUUUACUGAAAAGGCAAUUUGGUACCAGACGUGUACCUGCUAAUCGCGUAUAUCAAGAAUAUAUUUCAGACAGAGGACAUAUACAUAUGAAUGCUACAAUUUGGCUUACAUUAACUGCAUUUGUCAAAUGGCUUGGACGUACUGGACAAUGUGUUGUUGAUGAAACAGAGAAAGGUUGGUAUGUGACAUAUAUCGAUAGGGAUCCAGAAACAUUAGCAGCUCAAGAAAAAAAAGCUAAAAAACAAAAGAUGGAUAAAGAUGAUGAGGAAAGGAUGAUGGAGUUCAUAGAGAAGCAGGUAGAAAAAGGUCAGCAAGAAAGUAGUAACCAAACAGAAACUGUUAAAGAGCCACUGACACGAUUUGAAAAUGAUACGCCAAUAAUUCUAAACAUGAAGAUAAAUAAGAAGGCAAAGAUUCCCAUUAUUAAACAAGAGAAAACAGAAAUGAGUUCUGUUAGUAGUGAAUUAGUCUCUAUGAUUUCUGAUAUAAAAUCUGAAGAAAUAAAUGAUAGGUAUACAGACAAAGAAACAAAUUCAACAAGGUCAGAAAAACAUAAAUCUAAGCUUAGCAAGGAUGAUAAUAACAAAGAAGGAUGGUUAAGAGAGGGUUUAAUGGUAAAAAUAAUUAGCAAGUCUCUAGGGGAUAAAUACUACAAAUCUAAAGGAAUAAUUCAGUCUGUUGAAAAAUCAAAUUUUGUUGGAAAAAUUAAAUUAAAAUCACCUGAAGAAGUCGAGAAUCAUGUUAUAAAGAUAGAUCAGGAAUAUCUAGAAACUGUAAUACCUGCUAUAGGAAAGCAAAUUGUGAUUCUUUGGGGAAAAUAUAAGAAUAUGAAGGGUGUGGUGUAUAAACUUCAUAUAGAAAAUUAUAGCAUUGAUGUAAAAUUAGAUAAAGAUAAUAUUAUUGUAAAAAAAUUACCGUAUGAACAAAUUUGUAAAUAUGUGAUAUAA
Molecule: messenger RNA, 1179 nt
Organism: Eufriesea mexicana
Lineage: Eukaryota; Metazoa; Arthropoda; Insecta; Hymenoptera; Apidae
Gene: kin17
Product: kin17 DNA and RNA binding protein
Exons: 2
Coding region: 1-1179 (392 amino acids)
Biological process (GO): DNA damage response; DNA replication
Cellular component (GO): nucleus
Molecular function (GO): double-stranded DNA binding
Source: RefSeq, a predicted model, not a curated record